UUCCUUCUUCUGGUACUUUGUGGGACGGCUGCAGGUCUGACAAGACAAUACAUUUAUGUCAAUAAAUACAUGAGCUGGUCGGAUGCUCAGAGCUACUGCAGAAAAAACUUCAAGGAUCUGGCAACAAUCACUACCGAUGAGGAAAACCAGAGAAUUAUAAACAAUGCAGGAGUCAAUUUUCAAGGCUGGAUUGGGCUGAAGAGAAGUGCAUCUGGCUCAGGCAUGUGGCAAUGGUCUGACGGAGAACCAUCCUAUUUCUUUCAGUGGAAACAGGUCACAUCCUAUAAUUUUCCCGACGCAGAUUGUGUUAAAUUUGAAGCAUCUGGCUGGAGUAGUAAUUACUGUUCCUUAAAUUACCCUUUCAUAUGUUAUAGAAACUUGAUCUUAGUAAAGAAAACUAAGACGUGGGAGGAUGCUCUACAGUAUUGCAGGAUGAACUACACUGACCUGGCAUAUGCAAGCUCUCCAAAACAACCAUACCUGGUCGAGAAGGAGACAGCUCAAACACAAACUGUCAGUGUAUGGAUGGGCCUGCGCUUCCUGGAUGGAAAGUGGUUCUGGGUGAGCAUGGAGCUUCUGGAGAUCCCGGAUUCACUGCCCUCAUGUCCAAUACAAAACUACCGCUGUGGAGCUCGCAACACCAAGACACAUGUCUGGGAGAACAGAGACUGCAAUGAGGAGCUUAAUUUCCUCUGCUACUAGGGGUGACUAAUGUUUCCAAAAUCUAUAUAAAUGUUUUAAACCUGUGACAAUAGAAACACUUUCACUGUCUUUUAAACUUAAUAUUAAACUACAAUCAAAUAGACCUAAUAGAUUUUCAUUUUCUCUCUCUGAACAGAGGUGUCCAUGUCUAGGACAGCAUCCUUCCAGAAGAAUUUGUACAAGACACAGAGCAACUUAUUCAGAGCUACUGUAGAUAUGUAGUAUGUCUGGCUUGCUUUAUUCAUAUUUAAGCAGAUUUUGUUCUUGUAAUUAAAAAAUACA
Molecule: messenger RNA, 984 nt
Organism: Pangasianodon hypophthalmus (striped catfish)
Lineage: Eukaryota; Metazoa; Chordata; Actinopteri; Siluriformes; Pangasiidae
Product: snaclec agglucetin subunit beta-1-like
Exons: 1
Coding region: 70-702 (210 amino acids)
Source: RefSeq, a predicted model, not a curated record